Messenger RNA from Peronospora matthiolae, 714 nucleotides. NCBI's taxonomy places the organism in Eukaryota, Oomycota, Peronosporomycetes, Peronosporales, Peronosporaceae. The record is from the annotation of a GenBank genome assembly.
AUGCAAUGCACGAGCAAGGCCGCCGAGAGCGCGUCCGCACGUCUCUGUGCGGACGCCGAAGCAGAAACCACAGCAACUGAUGUCUCAUCGGUUGCUGAAGCGACUCAGCCUGUGUCACUUGGUGAUGCAGGCGCUGGUCAUGAAGACACUCGUGUCUUCACAGAGUACGAGAUCGGUGUCUCGUACUCUCCUGAUACGGAUGACGGAACCGUAUCGACGGCGAUUGAAUCUAAGCCGCCUGCCAAGCGUGGCAUGGACGAUGCUUUGCGUCGCAGCAUCUUUGGUUCAUCUGAUGAAUCAGAUGAACCAUCGCCGAAGCGAAGGCGCUCGAGGUCGCGAGACUCGGGCGCUAAUAGUGGUGUCGGUUCUCCUAUGGACACCACUUCACAACGAGGUGCCAGUCCUUCUGUCGGCACGUCGCAGGAAGAGCGGGACCGCAGUGUGUUGCGUCUCGCUCCUGAGAAGAAGGCAUGGAUGCCUCCUAAAUCUGUCAUGGAUCACUUGUCGGCGACGACGAGUGAUAGCUAUCGAACACGGUUGUUCGAUUCGUCAAGUAUCCAUCACCUUGACCCCAGCGCGAAAAAAAUCGCGCUGAACAUGAGUUCUUCAUCGAUGCUUUCUUUAGACAUCGAUGGUACAGUGGGAAUCACAAGCGUGAUGGUCCCUCACUACUUCAAGCGUGGAACGCCUACAUCCAUAACCUCGAGGAUGUAG